Molecule: messenger RNA, 4132 nt
Organism: Phyllopteryx taeniolatus (common seadragon)
Lineage: Eukaryota; Metazoa; Chordata; Actinopteri; Syngnathiformes; Syngnathidae
Gene: cdcp1b
Product: CUB domain containing protein 1b
Exons: 13
Coding region: 200-3820 (1206 amino acids)
Source: RefSeq, a predicted model, not a curated record
UGCUGCCUGUCAGCGCCAGAAUGCGGGACCCAUAGGACCCAAAAUGCGACUUUGAAACACCACAACUGGGCUUUAUUACGUCUUUUUUCUUUCUUUUUUGAGGGGGGUAGGUAAAAAAACCCCCAAAAAAGCUAAUCAUUUCAAAACAUUAUCCUGGCCGUGUUUUGGAAGUAAGGAGGACUGACACGCUCGAGUGAACAUGCGGCUCGACACCUGCGCGCCGCUCGGACUUUUCUUGUUGCUUGUCCUCGACUCAUCAGAAUGCUUGCGGCUGACGGUCCGGCCCGACAAGGGCUCAUCGGUGACGGUGUCAAGUGAGCUGCCCUCGAACGGGUGUACGGUGUGUACAGUCGUCGGGGGGGGCAAUGACACGCAAACGGUUUGCCACGCCAUUCUUGCUCUGAAGCCUGAGGAGGAGGUCAAGCUGCUCUUCAACUGCUCCCGCCCCGUAGAACAGUCUUAUGCAGUCGCUAUCAGACAGCUCAUCGAAUGCACAAAGGACACUUGCAGCCCUUCAACAGUCGAAACUCAGCCCUCGCUCCUCAACGAGUUCCCCAGAACUUUCAUCUGGACGAUCGAGGCGCCUGAAAAGACAGUUGUGGGUUUGGACGUGCUCGGAGAGGGACUCCGGGAAACGUCACAGCCGUGCAAUAAUGGAUAUCAGUAUUCAGUGGCCGCGUUUGAAGGGAACAGCAACGCAGAGACUCGCUACUGCAAAGCGGGUUCUGUUACGCAUUUAGACCUGCUCGAUCAAGCUGUCGUGUCUCUACAAGUUAAACCGAAGACGCAGGUGGAGUCUGUGGUGUUCCAGGCCUCUGCUGGACCACUAAAAGGCAGAACGGUGGUUGUGACCAUCGACUCCAGCACGACUGUGACGAUCAUCAGGUUCUCGCAGGAACCGGAAUGCGAGCUGUGCUCCGGUGUCGACUCGGCCCGCACCUGCAGCCGGACUGGAACCAACCUGACCGACGUGCAAAGUCUCUCGCUGGAGUUCAGCUGCCUCAAACCUCAAGAGGCGUUCAGUGUGGAGGUGAAGAAGACAAUAGAAUGUACCAAGAGCUCGUGCGCACCUACUGCAGGAGAACUGGAUCCAAACCUCUGGAAGGACUUUAAAAGAAGCCUAAACUGGGAUAUAAGUGUCCCAGAGAGAACCAUCUUGACCUUGGACCUGCCUAGUGACACACUCGAGCAGAUAUCCGCACCAGAUCAAUGUCAAGCGGGCCCGCAGUACUCCGUGAGCACAACGAGAAGCAAUGGCCAGAUCAAGACCAACAGGUACUGCAGAGGUGGACCGCUGUCCCGUCUGGAUCUCCUUGGGAGGACUGCCGUGACCAUAGAGGUGCCCCAAGGAGAAGAACUGGACCGGACGAUUUUCACAGCAAAAGCAGUACCCAGAGUUGGCAGAAUGCUGUCUGUGACCCCUGACCCGGAAACCCUCAUUAUCAUCAGCAGAGACACCGUCGAACCCGACUGCAGCGUGUGUGUGGACAAUGUUCCCAGACAGACAUGUGAUCCCAGAAGUCUAAUCCUGGGAGAAUCUCGUAACACCUCUGUGGAGUUCACGUGUCCUCACCCCGAGGAGGUCUUCAGUGUGGAGAUCAACAGAGAAAUCGACUGCACCGAGACUUCCUGCUCUGGCAAUAUUGUCCAGGCUGAGUCCUCACUGUUUCCUGACUUCAACCGGACCUUCACCUGGGAUCUGAAAGUCAGCUCCACUCGGGCCUUCCAGCUGGACUUCCCUGAGCCAGGAAUGCAGCAGAUUGCCAAUGAAGACGCGUGUCCAGAUGAGCACACAUACGUUCUGGUUACUUACCUGCGAACGGGCCCUGCCAACAUUGGAACCUUCUGCAAGGGAGGUUCUGUGUCGAGCAUCCAGGUGCGCUACAAGGGCCGCGUCUCUCUCCAGGUGCCGGGGGAGACGAAGAUGGAUCCGGUUGACUUCAAACUCAGUGUUGGGCCUGUGACCAGCAUGGUGGCAAUUGUGAAAGUCAACCUACCACCAGGCGUCUCUGACACCACCUUCAUCUCUGCCAACUAUCCCGACGAUUUCCCUGACAACCAGCAGAUGCAGUGGGAUUUCGCUGUGCCCGGCAUGCACAACUACACCGUCCAUUUCCACGAUCACACGGCUCCGGAGUGCCUCGGCAAGGACGUGGAAGUGGAGUACAGGAACUGGGACAAGAGGGUGACCAAAGCGGGUCUGACCGACAAGCAGCCGGAACGUCGGCAGGGCAACUUUGAAAUGGUGCUGAAGAAUUGUGAAACCAACAGGACGUUGCAAGGACUCUCCUUGAAAUACAGCGUGUCUGUUAUGAGAAGUGGUCAUCCAGUUUUGUGCACAGUGGACCUUAGCAAACACCCCAAAGUGUCUCUGCAGUUUGAGAAAGUGGGUUCUGAUCCCUAUUGUGAGAUGAGCAUUAACUCAGAAGUUUUAAAGAAGAUAAACGUCGCGGCAGGCGGUAAGGCCGAGCUCUCCUUCCUCGACUGCCCCAAUGAAGACGUACGAUUGACAGCCAGUAAACUUAUUGCAGGUUGCCAGAAUGUAGCUUCCUGCUCUGAGACCCUCCUCACCGUGCCCACAUUGGAUUCCUGUCUCCGGAUGCCCCUCCACAGCUUUACCUGGCACCUCAACAUCCCCCAGGACAGCACCAUUGAUCUGGUGUCCCCAUCAGGGGGCCUUCAACAAUCAGUGCCAGGCCAGGAGUGCACCGCUGCCGUCUCCCUGCAUGUGGAGGAGAGCGAAGGCUUCUCUUUGGGAGAUUUCUGCGCCAACGGGAUCAUCCAGAAAGUUCAGGUGCACGCCAACAUCUCCGUCACGGCGAUGACCCGAGACUUCAGCAAGACGAAAGGGCCUUUCCUCAAUGUAACGUUCAGUGAGGAGAUCCCAGAGACCAUCAUUUACAAAGUCAGCCCCCAUAAAUCUUCUCCUACCCUGCUGGCCACCCCCAACUGGCCCAAUGGAAUGAGGCCUUCGUCCACCGUGUCCUGGAUUGUCUCUUUGCCGAGCCAGUACCAGGCACGGGUCCAGGUCGUCAAAGUCAGCCAGCCCAAAUGCAAAGACAGGCACACGGCCAUCAAGGUCAAGUUGCUGGACUCCGAGAAGGAGCUCCUGAGCCGCCGCGAGGACGAGAAGACUGACGACAAGCUACUGGUGCCUCAGAGCUUCUAUCUCAACAUGUCCAACUGUAUACCAGAGGAGGGAAACUUCGGAGCAGUCACCCAAAUCGUUUUAGAGCCGAAGACCAAUCUGUUAGCCAUUCUUCUCGGGAUAGUGGGAGCCCUUCUUCUUCUCCUCAUCAUUUUGGCUGUCGUCUGCUUCUUUAUAAAGAAAAAGAAAAAAGAGCGACUGGACAAGGAGGCGUCCAUCUACAUCGGCAGAGGGAAUAUUUUCCGUCCCGGCGAAAGACAAUUCAGCAAAGCGCGGUCCGACAACGAGUCCCACGUGUACGCCUCCAUAGACGAGACCAUGGUGUACGGUCACCUCCUGGGGGACUCCAGCUACGCGGACAGCAUGCAAGACCAUUUCAAGGGAAUGCAGUUGGACUCCUACCAAACGUUUACAGGGCCCUCCGAGCUGCCCGUCCUCAACGAACCGGAGCCGGAACCCGAGGUGGAGCACUUCAAUACGUUCCUGGACCCGUCCCACUCGUUCAUCCCGCCUCGUCCGCGCACGCCCAUCGACCGGCAGGACAGCCUGGGCUUCCAGGACCGCCGAAUGGUGGACAAUGAACUCUACACGUUCAAAAACACAGGGGAGAUGAACACCAUCCGACUCUCUGGUGCCGACAUGGAACCGGAACUACCGACAUCGGAGUUGUAGGACUAGAGCUGUGUGAUGAUGAUGAUGAUAAUAAUUACUGUUACUUCUCAGAGAUGGGAAUUUCUGUGCCUCAGUCUCACUCAGGGAAUCUGAGUUGAAACAUUUCUUAAACUUGAGCUUUAUCAUAAUUUUCAAAAGCUUCCGGAAGAGGAGCUUUGAAUUUAUUUUUUAACUGUUUUUAUUCCACCUCUGCCAAGGUGGUUUGGAUUUUGGAGCAGGGAUUUUUUUUUUUUUUAAUGUUCGUCUGUUUUUAUUUACCUGUAAUUUCAGGUUUUUUUUUUUUUUUAAUAGAAUAAACUUUGGGAAAAACUG